Xiphophorus maculatus (southern platyfish) is the source of this 3279-nucleotide messenger RNA. RefSeq lists its product as uncharacterized. NCBI's taxonomy places the organism in Eukaryota, Metazoa, Chordata, Actinopteri, Cyprinodontiformes, Poeciliidae. Gene Ontology annotation, biological process: regulation of transcription by RNA polymerase II. The transcript has 4 exons. Gene Ontology annotation, cellular component: nucleus. The record is from RefSeq and is a predicted model, not a curated record. Gene Ontology annotation, molecular function: DNA-binding transcription activator activity, RNA polymerase II-specific; RNA polymerase II transcription regulatory region sequence-specific DNA binding. Bases 790 to 2307 code for a protein of 505 amino acids.
AACACGAAGAGUAAAAUAGUACGUCUACAACAAUAUACCGUGGUCUAUGGUAAACUGAAUCCUAUGUACACUACGGAGAUACACUGUUUAAGUUGCUGGAUAUGAACAGUACUGCCCCGCUGAGUUUAGAAACGGACAUUGCUGGCUUGUCUCUGUUACAUCUCAUCAAAACCCUGCAGUAACUGACUUAUUAAAACUACUUUCUGUCUUACUAAACGUUCUGUGUUUUCACGGCAAGAGCAUGACCUGGAAUUGACACAACUAAACUAUGAUUGCGUCUAAAAUGACUUAAUUGAGAUGUUGGAAUCGCAACUUUUGAAACAAGUCGUCAAUAACAGCUGGGAGAAGGAGUGGGCCGUCCUUCGGUGGUCCUCCGCGGAGGGAGGGAGUGGGCGGAGUGAUCUACACAGAACAACAACAACACGUUCCACCCCGGUGACGCAGUCGGUUGCUAGGUGUGAAUGAACUGAUGCUUUGUCUCGGCCAGGCGGCUCCUCAGUUUACAGGUCGACCACAACAAAGCAGCAUCUUCCCCUCUCUGUUUUUGUGCGUCGUUCCGGGGUUAUUCGGAGCUAAACAUGACUCUUUGAGUUCUUGUUGACGUCGCUGGACCAGAAACGAAGUCGUGCUUUGCUUUAGCAACGCACCCCCAAGUGCUCUACAGUUUCCCCGCAAGAAUGGAGUUUCAUUAUGCUCGCCCUGCCCUGCUCUCUGUGGCCCAUCUGUCAGACCCCGCUCGCUCUCAGCGUGUGCUCGGACUUGGACUAAAUCAAGGCGUCAACAGGCAAAAUGAUGGCAACAUCAGCUCAUGUUUGGAGGACUCUUCGUGUCUGCCCGGCAGACCCCCUCGCUCUCUCUCACCCACAGGCUAACCACAGCCAAUCACAGGGGUGCAGGGGGGAGGUGUCAGAGAAGAGCCCGCAUUUAAUUGGUGAUGGUCUCACUGACUGGAUGACGGAAGAAGUGGAUUUCUCCUCGUACCUCCCAAAUCCUCCUUCCCCUCCCUCCUCCACCAAUGCCUCCCUUCCCCCUUCACCCCUUCAGAAUGAUAUCCAGGUGCCCUCUGACUUGGAGGUCAUGACCUCUUUGCUGCAAGAGGAACUCGCCCAGCUUGAGGACUACUUCCUGUCUGAUCCACUGCCAGAGAAAGGGCAGAGGCUGGGAAAAUGCGACAGGGGUCCACUGCCGGCGGGUCCUCAGCCAUUCAGUCAACUGCCAUACGCCUCGUACUCUGCGUCCACCCAAUCGGAGUCCAACCCACUUCUUGUUACCCUGGCAACCGGGGAGCUGGACCUGCUGAGCAUCUGUGGUGGGCCCAUAGGGCGAUCCAAAAUUCCUAGACAUGCCCCGUACAGCUGCAGCCGCCCCAGUGGGUGUGGUAGGAAAAGAGUUCUGGAGAGCAUGAGGUUUGGCGAAGGCUACGAAAGCAACGUGUUGGGUUCCAAAGGAAGUAACUCAGGUAACUCUGCUGUGGCCCUGGCGAGUAAUUACGGCUCCGUUGAGGACGAGCAGCUGGUAGGGAAAAGCUACUGCCUGGGUAAUGCAAUCGAGCUUAGACGAUGUGCUGGCUUAUCCAAAGACGAGAAAAAUUGCUGCUUUACCCAAGAUGUGAUGAGUGGCGCCAAGGUUGUUGGUGGCGGGUUUGGCUUUGGUGGAACACUGGACCCUCCUCAGAAGAAAGAGGAUGUGAUGAUGUACAGCAUGAGGGAGGUCAGCGGAAGCACCGCGAACAGCGAGGUGCUGAGCAGCAUCAAGGCCAGCGUGGAGGUGACCAAGGCCACCGUGUCUUGGAAAACCGACAGCGGUGAAAGCUGUUACAUUCCAGCGACGCCUCAGUCCGAGGCCUUCAGCAGCUUCUUGGGGAACAUCAACGAGCAGGUGAAAACAGAGAGUCUGCAGAUGCUACAGCCUGAUUUACACUGCAAUUACCUUGACGAUCAGGCCCCAGAAUGCUUUCUGAUGGCGAGGGAAAGUCUGAAUCUGGACAGCUCAGGGCACAGGCAGGCAUGCAGACUAAGAGAAGACCACUGCGCUGUGAAAUACGAAGAAGACAUCAUUCCACACGAAGGCGGCGAGCGAAAGCAAAAGAAAAGGGAUCAGAACAAAACCGCCGCCCAUAGGUAUCGCCAGCGAAAAAGGGCGGAGCUAGAUUCUUUGGAGGAGCAGCUGCACUGCCUGGAGGGGAGGAACCGCGAGCUGCGAGACAAGGCAGAGUCCGUGGAACGUGAAAUCCAGUACGUUAAAGACCUGCUGAUCGAAGUUUACAAGGCACGCAGCCAAAGGCUCAAGCAGGACACAACACCGUAACGCCACACGACUGCAAGUACACUCAGACCGGGCAAAGCCGAGAAAAUGCGCAACUUUUAUUUGUUUUCUCGUGAACUGAAUGUUUCAUGUUUUUUUUUUUUUCUUUUUCCAUUGGUGUUGUUUUUAUGAUGGGGGGGGGGGCACUGCAUGCUUUGCUGAUGUGAAUUGUUUUCUGAAUUUUUCAAUCAAUUCGUUCUCAUUUGUUUUUGGCACUGAAAUCACCUGAGCCUUCACUGUGGCGCUGCAAUGCUCUACCUGACAAUCAUCUUUAACAGAUCUUCCUCUUUCUCUGAAUCUACUGAAUAACUUUCUUUUUUUUUGGGGGGGGAGAUAUAAUGUCAUUUAAACAGCAGGUUACGUAUUUAUUUUUAGCCUUACAUUGAAAUUGAUGUCAGCAAUAGAAUCUAAAGAGUCUCCUUUUAUUCCUAUUUAAUUAUUUCUUUUUAAAUAAAGUUGCUGUAUGGAAGUAGAUGGAUUAGUACUUGUGUUUUGGUGAAACAUUUCAGCUUUAACAAACUGUUCCUUAUAAUGAGGUUCCGACAUUUCUUCUUUAACAAUCAUUCCUUGUAAUUGUAGACUAAUCAGAACUGUUAAGUUUUAAAAUUAAAGAAAGUUCUGUGAAACAAUCGGAUAUGUUUUUCCUAUUUAAAUAUGACUUCAGAUAUUUUUAAACAACUUGAGUUGCUCUCACGAUCAUACUGGGACUGUCUAAUUCCUCUGCUGUUUCAUAACUUAAUAUAAAAGAUCAAAUCGCUGCAAUAUUUUUGCAGCAACGGCUGCAAGAAAUGUCCAAUUAAUUCUGUGCAAACAAGUGUAAUCCUAAAUGCUUUAAAGUAAACUGAGAUGUUGAAAAAAAACUUUUAUAUUUGGGUGCUUAUAUUGUAAUUAGUGGUGUUUUAGCAGCCUUUCUCUGCAUGCUCUUCCAUUAAUGUAUUUUUUUCUUCUCUGAAACAGAAUAUUUAGAGAUUCAGA